GUGGCCAUGAGGAGCGGCGGCAGAGGCACUGUCGGAGAAUGGCCGGCAGAGGCCUGCAGCCCCCGGCCGUAGCGCAGCCGCCGGUCAGCGGUCACCUGCACCCCUUGGUCAUCCUGGCGGGGCCGGAGAGCGAGGGGCCGGAGGAGGAGAGCGAGGUGACGGAGCUACGGCCGAGGGGCAGGGAGAAAGUGCGGAGGAGCGCGUCGAGGGACAGGCUGGAUGACAUCGUCCUGCUGACCAAAGAUAUCCAGGAAGGGGAUACGCUGAACGCCAUCGCGCUCCAGUAUUGCUGCUCGGUGGCAGAUAUCAAGAGAGUUAACAAUCUUAUCAACGAUCAAGAUUUUUUUGCCCUGAGGUCUAUCAAAAUCCCAGUGAAAAAGUUCAGUGUAUUGACUGAAACUCAUGUCUCUCCAAAAGGAAGACCUGUCCUUCGGCCUGCUCACUGUUCCCCAGAAGUGCAGGAAACAUUGCCUUCUGAUAAAUUCUCUGCUAGUGAGACUGUUGGCAAUUUCUUGAAAGAAGUGGAUCGGGAUAUAGAAGAAAUAGUGAAGUGUAACGACACAAAGAGAGAGAAUCUUGAUGAAGUUGUUUCUGCCUUAGCAGCUCAACAGAUGUGUUUUGAAACUGAUGGUAAACCUAAGAAAUGCAAGGAUCCUUACUAUGGAGCAGACUGGGGUAUAGGAUGGUGGACAGCUGUGGUGAUUAUGUUGAUUAUUGGCAUAGUAACCCCUGUUUUUUAUCUCCUGUAUUAUGAAGUUCUAGUGAAAGCAGAUGUCAGUCACCAUUCUACAAUGGAAUCUUCCCAAGUAUUUGUCACAGCAGCAUCACAUCAGAAACAAAUUGGAAAUGGAAUAAACCCAGCAAAUAAUAUAAACAUUGAUAAUCAAGGAGAUCUUCAGCCUUAGCAAUGGAAAACCCCAGGCAACUGUAAUUUGUAAUAAACACAUAACACAGCAUUAGCUAAAGAGGAAACCACAGAAUGCAAAACACAUCUGUAAUGCAGAGAAAAUGGGUAGUGAUGUGUGACCUGCCUUUAUGGGCUGUGUGCCAGUCUGUGGAUAUUUCUGUGGACUGUGUAAUCUCUGAAUAUGCCUGAGAAAGGUGAUUUUAAUGCAAUACUGGGAUGUAAGUUAAAGUAUAAAAUUGUCUCUGAAUCUUUGCACUUUUUUCUAUUUUGAUAGGCAUAUGUUUUUUAAUUAAUUUUGAGGUGGAAAAAUGUAGUUUGAACUAACACAUGAAGAGACUCACUGUAUGUUUUACAGCCCUAAAAUGGGCAUUUUGGGGAUAGCUAACUUUGAUGCAUCCUGAAGUAUUUAUAGAAUGCAUAGUACACUUGUAAUUUUAAUAUCAAGUUUACAGUUGUCAUUUAAAACUAUGUUCUCAUUAUUUUAUCUUUCCUAUAAAGCAAGACUGUUUUUUUUUAAACCCAAUCUCUCUCCAUAAUUAAUUGCCACUAUGAAGUUCUUUCUUAAAAGUGACUUUUAUAUAAGCUAGAAUCUUCAAAUCUUGUGCCUGUGGUCAGCCCAUUCUUUGGUAGUUUUCAGUGCAGGCAGUAGGGUAGCUUGUUCUCUACAUACACAGUACCAUGCUUCAACACAGUGCAGCUGGGAGACUCUUGUUGGAAAUUCACAUCCUUCUGUGGUAUCCUACUGAAAAAUGACUGGACUGCACUUCACAUAUGGUCAGCUGUGUGUUGAACAAAAGAAGUGCAGAUGUAUGGCACCUGGAUGUGACUGCUCCAGUUGUUUUUAUUGUAUGCUAAGAAAUCUUUCUCCCUCUGUAGUUAAUCACAGGUUAGUACUAACUGAUUCUUCAGACAGUAGUCAUGAGGGUACUGAGUGUGCUGAAGGCCUUUUCCCCCCAACUUCAAACAGUAACUUUUUCCUGAAAUCUCUUAGGAAGCAUCAAAUGAGAUUUAAUCACUGCUGUCAAGAAAUUUAAAUUGCAGCUUCAGACUUGUUCGUUCGGCAAACACUGUUCCUGAAUGUUUCACCUGGGGUUUCACGAGCAACCUUGUUUCUCCUUUUCUUCCCUGGCUGAAAAUCCUACAACAUAAGCAAAUAAAAAAAGCCCUGGACUCUUAUAAUAGAAAGAAGGGAGGUACUUGUAUAUUGAGAAUAUUUUUAAAAUAAAAACAGAGAUGCUUCCUGUUAUUUUUUUUAAAUUAUUAUUAUUAUAUUUGCCUUGUGGAUUAAGAUUCCCAUUGCCCUGUUCAAAGUAUUAUUUGUUACCAAAGCCUAUGAUAAUUGACUUGAAUAGAAAUUACAGGGAGAGCUAUGACUAUCCUUUAAACUGCUAUUUUAACCUUUCCUUUGAGUGACAUAGAGCUAGGUAUAUGCAAUAUAAAAAAACAGUUGAUAAAGGGAGUAUUUCGUAAUUAAUGGAGUUAUUCCAGAGUGCUUUAUCAACUUAAACUUUGAAAGUCAUGCCUCAUCCAUUCUUGGACCUGUUGCUGCCCCAUUUUGGGCAGAUACUCCUCACUUGUGUGCAAAGUGCAUGGACAGAAAUUGCAGGUCUUUUAAUUUAUUCUGUUGAAAACGAAGCAGGGCAAAUCUUGAAAAGAAGUGCUGUACAGUUGUAUCUGUGAACUAUGAUCUGUGCCUCCUGAACCCUUUGGCCACAGUGUUAUCUGUGACCACUUAUUUCCACACAGGAUUACGAGCAGGCAUGAACUUCAUGUUUCACCUAACACUUGUUUUCAAAAAUUUUUUUUUAAAUAAUAGCUCUUUCCAUUAAAAGAAUAUGCCAGUAACACAAGCAUGAGUACUGAAGUACCAGUUCUGGUUCAGGCUGUAUGAAAAACUGCAUUGCAAAAUAGUUUAUGCUGGGUAAUGUGAUACAGCUAAAACUUCAAGAGAUGAUUGUCCAGACCACAGAGCUUCCACACGAUCAGACCAAGGUUUUUUUAUGUAGGGCUGAAACUUAGUAUGUAAUGUGUCAGGUUUUUUUCUUAUUUGCUGGUUUGCUUCUUUCCCCUUCAUUCUGUUUGAACCCUCAACAUUUUUAAUACUUUAUCCUUCCAUUCCUUACAAAAUUGUCAAUGUGAAAUUAGCAGCUGUGAUGAUGCAACAUCAGGCUAAUUUACUGCAAGUACCUGAAUUGAUGGGUACUAAAUUGUUACUGGUCCAGAACCAAACUUGACUUCAGUUGUGGUUUGACUAAGUCAGGAAGUAUCCUGUUGAUUUAGGAGUGAACAUAUGGGUGAUUACCUGUUGUUUUUUGGCCUGUGGUGAUACAGCUGAAUAGUUUUCCAGCACAUCUGAGGCUGGAAAAUGUUGGGAGGCCUGUGGGUUACUGUACCAAGUGUGAUUUGCCUUUAUUUACAAGAUGAUAAUAAGUCAUUAGAAAAGCACAAAGAUACAGCUGUUUUAUUGAACCAGAAUAGACUAUCACCAAGAACCCAGCAUGUUUAAGUUUAUUUCAUAUAGGGUAUUUUUUAAUUUAGAAAUUUAACCUUAUUAGGACAUACAGCAGGUCUCUUUCCAAGGCUGUAGGAUUUCUGAUCCUGGUGACCCACAACCUUCAUCUGCCUUGGCUUUCUGCAGGAUGAAGGGAUCUUUAUUAGCAUUUUUUUCCAAAGUACAGCACAGCUGGCAAUACAUUAUCUCAUGUCAGCCCUGAAUAAACAGGGUAAGAGCUCUGUGUGGAACUUUAAUCAGAUUUAAGUGAAGAUAUGUAAGGUUAGUCUUCCAGAAGCUGACUUGGUAAAAACAAAACCAGCAAAACAUACUUUGGAUUAAUUACAUCUCAUUGUUGAUCAGGAAGUUGAUUUUACCUUUACCUUUAGGUGCAUAUUGCACUGUUGGACCAUGUAAAAUGUAAAUGCUUUGAAUCUGCUAUAUUUUGGAGUAUUUUGUCACAUUCUUUGUAUAACUAUUUUAUAAAGGCUGAAAAUACAAGUUUGUGAAAUAAU
Calypte anna (Anna's hummingbird) is the source of this 3913-nucleotide messenger RNA. RefSeq names its product LysM domain containing 3 (gene LYSMD3). The record is from RefSeq and is a predicted model, not a curated record. NCBI's taxonomy places the organism in Eukaryota, Metazoa, Chordata, Aves, Apodiformes, Trochilidae. Gene Ontology annotation, cellular component: Golgi apparatus. The transcript is spliced from 3 exons. Gene Ontology annotation, biological process: Golgi organization. Bases 39 to 905 code for a protein of 288 amino acids.